This is a messenger RNA of Penicillium manginii, 1569 nucleotides long. Its product is annotated as MDR family MFS transporter. The record is from RefSeq and is a predicted model, not a curated record. The coding region runs from base 1 to 1569 and encodes 522 amino acids. Gene Ontology annotation, biological process: transmembrane transport. Gene Ontology annotation, molecular function: transmembrane transporter activity. The transcript has 2 exons. Lineage: Eukaryota; Fungi; Ascomycota; Eurotiomycetes; Eurotiales; Aspergillaceae.
AUGAAGAAAACAGCUCAAGAGACGCUUGCUCACGAUGAGCCUCCAACACCUGGUACAGGCAAGGUCAUCCUCAUCAUAGACCAGACUAUUCUCGCGACUGUGACUCCAACAAUUAGCAACCACUUCCACGUACUGAGCGAUGUUGGCUGGUGGUCCGCUAGUUAUCUCUUCACCCUGAGCGUCUUCCAGCUGUUCUACGGCAAGCUCUACGCCCUCUACUCGAUUAAGCUCGUCUACCUUGCGGCCAUCAGCAUCUUCGAGCUCGGCUCUCUCAUCUGCGCCGUGAGCUCGAACUCGGCUGCUUUGAUCUCCGGACGCGCGGUGGCCGGGCUCGGCGCAGCUGGUAUCUUCUCAGGCUCCAUUAUGGUCACUACCAUGGUGAUCCCGCUCGAGCGCCGAGCGACAUACUUGGGGGUUAUGUCUGCCGUCUUUGGCGUCGCGGCAAUAGUCGGCCCGUUCAUCGGCGGUGCGAUCGCAGAACGGACGACCUGGCGCUGGUGCUUCUGGCUCAACCUGCCGCUUGGUUUCAUGACGGCCAUCCUCUGUGCGUUCCUCGUCCGGACGCCUCCCAAUCACCACGCACAACCACUAAGCUCGACCGAAAAGUUGAGGCAGUUUGACUUCGUGGGAACCAUCACUUUGAUUGGAUCGCUGGUGUGUCUCUUGUUAGCUCUCGAAUGGGGCGGCUCGACGUACCCUUGGAAGAAUCCUCGCAUCAUCGCACUGUUUGUGGUGGCUGCUGUCCUUGCCGCCGCGUUCGUCUUCGUACAGGCACUGCCAAUUUCGAGAGUCAGCGCGCGCACCAUCCCGUCAAGUAUCACUGCCAGCCGGUCCGUCUGGGCGGCGGCGUCAUAUGCAAUGUGCAUCACGGGCGGGGUCUACGUCGCGAUCCUCUACAUCCCGCUGUGGUUCCAGGUGAUUCAGCGCCGCUCGGUGCUAGGUUCAAGCGUCAUGAUCACGCCCCUGAUCGUCGGCUACGUCGUGUGCUCUGUCGUAGCAGGAAUCCUAACCAGCACGAUCGGGUACUACAAUCCUUGCAUGAUCGUCGGCACGACCCUCACCGCCUGCGGGUCCGGCCUCCUAACCACCAUCACCCCCAACACAAGCACCGGAACGUGGAUCGGAUACCUGGCACUCUACGGGCUCGGGGUGGGCCUAGGCUUCGGGCAGCCAAGCUAUGUGGUGCAGACCGUUCCCCCCAAGGAGGACGUGUCCAUUGGCGUGACGUUGAUCACGCUGGUCCAGAACCUAAGUGCAACCGUUUUUGUUGCGGCAGCGCAGACGAUCUUCCAGAACUCGUUGGCAAGUCAAAUACGGUCCUUGGCUCCGGGUGUCAGCGCGUCAGUGAUAGCACAUACGGGCGCAACCCAGUUCCUCGAGCAGUUCCCUGAGUCGAACAGGCCCGCGGUUCUAGAUGCGUAUAGUUCAGCCUUGGCGCGGACGUUUUAUUUGUCACUUGGCUUAAGCUGUGCAUCUAUAGUGGGGGCGGCUUUGUCUGAAUGGAGAUCUAUGAAGGCUCCCAAGCCGGGAACUGAACGAACUCCAGCCGGAGGGGAACGCAGUCACUGA